AUGCGAUGGGGCCAGUACGAGGCAAAGCUGCUCACCUCCGUGCAGGGCCAGCAGGGAGAUGGAAUAGCUCCUCUGGGCAAGGACAAGGAUGCUGCUGGUGGACCCUGGCUGCGAUGGGGCCCUGGGCAGGACCUCGGGGCGCCCUGCCAGCCCCAGCCCUUGAAAGGGGCCGAAGUGGCGCCCAGUCACUGGCAGUGCCUGGUUGCCCCCUCCCCUCGGAUCCAGCCCGAGCGUGGUAGCCCCGCCGCGGCGCGGCCCCAUGCAAAUGAGCGGGCGGUGCUAUGCCAAGGCGCACAGCGCCUGCGCGCCGCGGGGGGCCGGCAUGGCGGCGGGGGAGGUGAGCACGCGUGGGGGGCAGCGCGGCCCCGGCCCCGGCCCCGGCCCCGGCCCCACCGCCCCGCUCUCCCUCAGGAGUACUCGGAGCCGGCGGGGAGGGAGCCGCGGCUGCGGGACGCCCCCGAGGACAUCUGCUUCGAGGCGACGGUCAACGCCAUCGCCCUGCACCCGGCCCGGCCCCUGCUGGCGGCGGGGGAUGUGGAUGGCGACGUCUACCUGUACUCGUACUCCUGCACCGAGGGGGAGAACCGGCAGCUCUGGUCUUCGGGGCAUCACCUCAAGUCAUGCCGGGACGUGGCCUUCUCCCAGGAUGGGCAGAAGCUGUUCACCGUGUCCAAGGAUAAGUCCAUCCAUGUCCUGAUGGUGGAGGAGGGGCGGCUGGAAACACGCUUCCCCAAGGCCCACAGCUCAGCCCUCAACUGCGUGCUACCCAUCGAUAACUACGUCUUUGCCACGGGUGAUGACGGUGGGGCGGUGAAGGUGUGGGAUCUGCGCAAGGGGGAUACCAUCUUGGAGGCCCGUCAGCAGGAGGAGUACAUCAGUGCGAUGGCUGUGGAUGGUAACGGGAAGAUGCUGCUGACUGCCAGCGGUGAUGGCACCCUGGGUGUCUUCAAUGUGAAGAGGCGGCGCUUUGAGCUGCUCUCGGAGCCGCAGAACGGAGACCUUACAUCUGUUGUGCUGCUGAAGAGGGGGAAGAAAGUGGCGUGUGGCUCCAGCGAAGGUACCAUCUACCUCUUCAACUGGGAUGGCUUUGGGGCUGCCAGCGACCGCUUCGCUCUGAGGGCCGAGUCCGUUGACUGCAUGGUCCCCAUCACAGAUAGCAUCAUAUGUGUAGGGUCCCUGGACGGAGUCAUCAGGGCGGUGAACAUCCUGCCAAACCGGGUCCUGGGCUGUGUUGGGCAGCACCUGGGGGAGCCCAUCGAGCAGCUGGCGGUGGCCCCGGGCAGGCAGCUCCUGGCCAGCUGUGCCCAUGACCAGAAGGUGAAGUUCUGGAAUGUCUCUGCCCUGGGGGGGCUGGUGGUAGACGACUACAGAAAGAAGAAGAAGAAGGGAGGGCCGCUGCGGGCCCUCAGCAGCAAGGCGGUGGGCAGCGGCGAGGACUUUUUCGCCGAUCUGCGGGACAAGGCUGAGCCAGAGACAGCGGCAGCGGGGAGUGACAGCGACAGCAGUGACUGAGGGGUCAGGGCUGGGCAGGGGCUGGGGUUAGGGCUGGACCGGGGCAGGGGUGCUGCUGCCAUGCUGCCUCCCCUCAGCAUGCCUAAAGGCACAGAGGGUGUCGGGGUCACCCUGCAGUGGGUCCCUUGUACCAGGUGGGCAGCACUUAUGGGACGUGGGAAGCCUGCGAGGAAGGAUCCCAGGCGUGGUCCCAAGGUGAGGGGAGGUUGGGGAAGGGGGGAGGAUGGGUCCCAGGGGAGGGAGGGCCCCGGGAUGCAGGGGGUACUUGAGGAGUACUUUGCUGGGGGUCCCUGGUGAGAGGGCCUGGGGGGGCAUCAUGUCUGAGGGUCCCUGGUAUGUGGGGGGUCCAGGGAUGGGGGAUGUGGCUGGGGUCCCUGGUGGAGGGGUGGGUCACAACUGAGGAUCCUGGUGGAUGGUGGGGGAUGGCUCUGAGAUAAUGGGGGGGUUGUGGCUGGGUGUCCCUGGUGGGGAUGCAGCCCUGGGGGAGAGGGAUGUGGUGUGGGUGUGCCUAAGGCUGGGGUUUGCUGGUUUAUUUGGGGGCCUGGGAUGGGCGGGCAGGGGGAGUGAGGCAGGGCAUUGUUUGGGGUGGGGGGUGACAUGGGGCCCUCAGGUGCCUGGCCUGGGCAAACAGGUCCAUCUCCUGAGGGCCUGCCUGGCCCUCGCUGUGCCUGCACUGUUGUCCAAGCAGGUGUGUCAGCCUUUGUUAAUUAAUUUAGACAUAAGCUCUGUUACAAAUAAACCCAGUGCCUUUCA
Molecule: messenger RNA, 2265 nt
Organism: Phalacrocorax carbo (great cormorant)
Lineage: Eukaryota; Metazoa; Chordata; Aves; Suliformes; Phalacrocoracidae
Source: RefSeq, a predicted model, not a curated record